AGGCUUUCUUUCGACCUUCCAGGACUUCCCAUCAACCCUUGCCGUUUCCGGCUCCUCUCUCUCUCUCUUUCCUUCCGUGCCGCCAAGGUUUCGUUACCGCGGCACUUAAGAUAAGUCGUUAUAAUGCCAGCUCUGAGGCCUCUCAUCAAACCUAAUAUUGUCAAAAAGAGGACCAAGAAGUUCAUCCGUCAUCAAUCUGAUCGCUAUGUCAAAAUCAAGCGUAACUGGCGCAAGCCAAGAGGUAUCGACAACAGAGUUCGCAGAAGAUUUAAGGGCCAGAUCUUGAUGCCCAACAUUGGCUAUGGGAGCAAUAAGAAAACAAAACACAUGCUGCCCUCGGGAUUCCGGAAGUUUCUUGUUCAUAAUGUCAAAGAGCUGGAGGUGCUAAUGAUGAGCAACAAGUCAUUUUGUGCAGAAAUUGCUCAUAACGUUUCAUCCAAGAACCGGAAGAUAAUUGUGGAGAGAGCAGCUCAGCUUGCUAUCAAAGUUACCAAUCCAAAUGCCAGACUGCGCAGUGAAGAAAAUGAAUAGUUUGUCUUGAGCAACUAUAUUUAAUAAAGUAUAAAAUUUGGAAAA
Pseudonaja textilis is the source of this 576-nucleotide messenger RNA. RefSeq names its product ribosomal protein L32 (gene RPL32). The record is from RefSeq and is a predicted model, not a curated record. NCBI's taxonomy places the organism in Eukaryota, Metazoa, Chordata, Lepidosauria, Squamata, Elapidae. Gene Ontology annotation, biological process: translation. Gene Ontology annotation, molecular function: structural constituent of ribosome. Gene Ontology annotation, cellular component: ribosome; cytosolic large ribosomal subunit.